AUGAGCACCCAGAUCUGGCUCUCAUAUUGGUGGCCAGAGUCCCACGCAAAGUGGUGGUUGUCGCCUGCUGUGAAACAGUUUUGGGACGAGCUCCCAGCAGACGCUGGCAUGUGGAGGGAAAUUCUUACAGCCACUGCCAAUCGAGUGCAGAAUGCAUGCACUGCUGAGUUGAAGAAUGGGAUGAAUGGGGUUGGAGAGAUGGAACCAUUCGGCGACAAGAUCGGGUAUUGGGGCUGUGUUCGUCAUCGUAUACCAGAUGUGAGCUUGGGUGAUAAGCUGGCCUCUUCGUUAGAGGACAUGCCUGCGCGGGUUCCAGAGACAACAACUAUUCGUCUUGGCAGGACAACUGUCUCCGACCUACCAGACAAUAUCUGUUUUCUAGUCGAGGGACAAGACCACUCCGGAAUGUCUCCAGAAGAGAAGGCUUUGUGGUUCGAAGAGUUUGACGAACUUGUUACUGGCUGGAUGGGCUACCUAGCAAAGGAUACCACUACCAAUGGACUCUUCGAUGUGCGAAUGGGUCAUGUCUCAGAUCAUGGAACGUUUAAAGCCGGUACUCCAAUCAAUUUGAACCAUAACAGGAAGAUCGAGAUGUUUUACUGGCAGGACAUGAGCAAGUUUGAACGGGUUGGCAGAAUUCACAGAGGCCACGUCAAGCUUCGAAAGCGGUGGAUGGAGGUUUAUGGACCUGGUGGGGAGAUGGGCGACGGUAAAGGCCAAAUCAACUUAUGGGAGGAAACUUCUAUCUUGAGGGGUUCAGAUAUCUUCGCUGAAUAUGUUGGGUGCAGAGAGGGUACUGGUUUUAUGGCAUUCGAUAAGUCAGGAAUAAUUCAUUCAGCAAGUAGCUUAAUUUAA
Fusarium subglutinans is the source of this 855-nucleotide messenger RNA. Its product is annotated as heme-containing protein. The coding region runs from base 1 to 855 and encodes 284 amino acids. NCBI's taxonomy places the organism in Eukaryota, Fungi, Ascomycota, Sordariomycetes, Hypocreales, Nectriaceae. The record is from RefSeq and is a predicted model, not a curated record. The transcript has a single exon.